Messenger RNA from Peromyscus californicus insignis, 1963 nucleotides. RefSeq names its product putative sperm motility kinase W. Gene Ontology annotation, cellular component: cytoplasm. Lineage: Eukaryota; Metazoa; Chordata; Mammalia; Rodentia; Cricetidae. Gene Ontology annotation, biological process: intracellular signal transduction; microtubule cytoskeleton organization; protein phosphorylation. The record is from RefSeq and is a predicted model, not a curated record. The transcript is spliced from 2 exons. The coding region runs from base 47 to 1579 and encodes 510 amino acids. Gene Ontology annotation, molecular function: tau-protein kinase activity; ATP binding; protein serine/threonine kinase activity.
CUGAAAUUUCCCACAAGAUAAAGUGGUUGAAAUUGAGCACAACACCAUGGGCAGCCACAUGGAAGAGGACAUUCUUGAAAAGGAUUUCAGGAUGUUAACAUCUCUAGGGUGUGGUUCAUUCGGGGAGGUGAAGCUGGCCUGCCACCUUCCCACACAUACACGAGUGGCUGUCAAGGUCCUUGAGAAAAACACCAACAGUGUGGCUGACAUCAGUACUGAAGUGAACAUCCUUCAGUCACUGGAACACAGGAACAUCGUUCGAUUUUUUGACAUGAUCGACACACUGUCAACCACUUACGUGAUUAUGGAGUAUGUGGCAGGAGAAGAUCUGGAGAGCUGCCUCAGGGCACGGGGCUGUCUAAAGGAGGAGGAGGCUAGAGGGAUUUUCCGGCAGGUGGUGUCAGCGGUUCACUUCCUCCACCAGAGACACAUCGCACACCGUGAUAUUAAAUUGGAAAACAUCCUAGUCGAUGCAGCAGGAAAUGCAAAGCUUUGUGACUUUGGGAUGGCGAUUGAAAUCACAGAGGGGCAGAUGUUGCAGGAGAUCUGUGGCUCCUUGCUCUAUUGGGCCCCAGAGAUCUUGGCAAGAAAGCCCUAUGAUGGACUGGCAGGUGAUAUGUGGAGCUUGGGUAUCGUUCUAUAUGUCUUGAUCACAGGGCACUUUCCAUACAUGGAAGAAACCCUUGAUGGUAUGCACAGACUCAUCACCACCACAAUGUGUCCCAUUCCCUACCAUCUGUCCAAACCCUGUCACAUCAUCAUUGCCCGACUACUCAUGGUCCCCACCUGGUUCCGAUUCACAAUCUCUCAGCUUGUGGAACGACCAUGGCUGGGCCCCAUUCAACAACAUGUACUGCCUGCCACCAAAGAAAUCCUGCCCAGGGUCGUGGAGACUAUGUGCACCAUCGGCUAUACCUGUGAGGAGAUUGUGUCAUCCCUAACUCACAGGCGAGAAGAUAAUCGUGUAAUGGCUACGUGCAACAUUCUCAAAUAUCAGCUGAGUUGUGGGGACAGCCAUCUUCAAGAUCAGGUGCCCUGGCUAACUAGCAGCCCAGCAGAUCCUGUUCGCCUCCCUCUCCCCUUGAAGAGAGCCAGUGAUCCAGCAUUUACAACCAGUACACAUGCUGGGAAGGAUCACUUUAAGGAGGAGGGUGUGGAAGAAAGAGGCAAAAGAUGCAGAAGCUACACCAUGCCUCAUAGACUCUCCUUCCUGGAGGCGAUGCCCGGUUCAGACAACACAGUCCCAGAAAGAGAUGCUCUUGUGGCUGACGUCAUCAACACUCCUGCAGAGGACAUUGCAGUCAACAGGAAUUCUGUUGACCCCCUACCUGGCAAUCUCUCCUCCCCUGAAUCAGUCUUGGAUGCAACACCCACAGUAUUUCUCAACCUGGGCUUCUGUGAAGAAGAUUCAUCCCAGGAGCCAGACAUUCCCAGUGACCAGCCCCAGGUGGCACCCACAACAUCUGGAUCCAGGCCAUUCAGGGUCUGGGAACUGGUGAGGAAGCAAAUUCUCUAUGCACUGAGAGCACUGUGGUGCUGCCUGCCCACCCGAAGUGUGGAAACUGAAAUGGCCCAAUAGAAUUCCAGACCUGGUGAGGAGUGACUGCCACAGAAGUGAGCCAGAACUCAUCUCCAGUGUGCCAGCUCCCUCCAACCCAGGGCAACAGGCUCCUGCCUCCAUUCAUCCUCCAGCUAUUGGGUCUGAGCUGCCACUUUGCAUCUCUUUCAGCUUAAUCCAGCCUCAGAACUGUUGUGGAACAACUGGGGGUCAUAAGUCACUUGGACCCCAUGACCCUCUCUACCUUCCUAGCUUUGGUUGUGCUUGUAGGACCACUCACACUGCAUGGAAAACAGCAGCCUCUACCACCAGGAAGGAUUUUUAUACCAAUCUAGGCUGCUCAUCAUCUUGGUCACUUUAACCCUCCAACUUACUCUGUGACUGCCUUAUGGACAAAACAGCAAG